AACAGUUGGCUUAGCGUUGCCUGGCAACCAAUCAACAAACAGUAUCACGGGAGUAUAUUCACUCGAAAACUCCUGAAACAGCAAAAACCUGCCUACGAUAAGGUUCACUACACAUAUUGAGGACAAAUUCUAGUUUAACCUUUCGCCAUGGAAGAUGAUAAGGAAAAGAAAACCGAUGAGCUACUGAAUCGCAUCCGAACGGAACUAACUGCGAUCUUAGAGGGCGGAGCCUCUGGCAAUCCAGAAAAAAAGGUCUCAGACGAGAUGCUUUUGAGUCCCAACCCGCUGCCCAUCUUUGGUCCUUUAAAGACGAAUAAGACCAAGAAAUCUGAGAAACGCUCCUCAGCAGGGAGUGAGAAGCGCUCCUCAGCAGGCUGCGAGAAACGCUCUUCAGCAGGCAGUGAGAAGCGCUCCUCAGCCGGAGAGGAAGCUUCAACCGAUCGUUUAGCUGGGGGCGAUAACCAGAAGGAUGCAAAUGCCCCUUCAAGCUCCUCGACUUCUUCGUUCAAUAUGGCAUCCAUGAGCCAAUACGAGACUCUUCCAAAAGAUCCCAAGUUCCGAUCCGAUUUUAUGGAAUCUCAGGCCGCCAAGAGCAUAGACGACGAUCUGCAAAAAAUGCAGCUGGAGCUGAAAAAGAGCUACGAGCUCUUCCAGGGAAUUGGCGAGAAAUUUGAGUCUGUGAACUUCACGGGAUUGAAGAAUCGCAUCCGGGAUUUACAUUUGAACGAUUCGAACAACGAGAUGGGGAAGAUGACCACCAUGGAGCUGCAGAAGAUGUUCGACACGCGUUUCCAACAGAAUCGCCUGGACAAAUUGACGUCGGACGCCACAGAGGGAUUUCGCCGGCACCCGGGAGAGUUUGGCGACAUUCCGGAGCUGAGCACCUUCUUCCAGGCUUGCUCACAGCUGGAACGGGGCUUGGAUACACUGCGUCAGCAGCGGCAGCGCAACAGCGAACUGGAGAAGCGAAUGUGCUGGGCCACGGAGAUCGCCUACGAUCGCAUGGACGAGAUCCGGACUGCCGUGGGCUCCGAUCCGGAAAAGAACUUCUGAUUAGUCUUUAUUGUUUACGUAUAGUUAUUUGUUCUUCCUAGUUCACUUGGGGUCUUUGCACCCACAACAACAACUGCUAUCACACCAACACAGAUACAGGUGCAAUAUACAGAUACAGCGUUUGAAGUGCA
Drosophila bipectinata is the source of this 1184-nucleotide messenger RNA. The record is from RefSeq and is a predicted model, not a curated record. Lineage: Eukaryota; Metazoa; Arthropoda; Insecta; Diptera; Drosophilidae.